AUGGGGGACAGUGGGGACAGGGUGGUGGCACCUAGGAUGGGGGACAGUGGGGACAGGGUGGUGGCACCUAGGAUGGGGGACAGUGGGGACAGGGGGAAGAGCACGGAGGAGGGACUGCGGCAGGUGGACGAGCUGGUGGCACGGUACCGGCGUGGCUGCCUGUGGUGGCUCUCGCCAUGGACGCCCAUCCUACGCCUCUUCCACCCCGACACCCUCCGCCCCCUCCUCCUGGCCUCAGCCUUCGUCGCCCCCAAGGACCAGCUCUUCUAUGGCUUCCUCAAGCCCUGGCUGGGGGACGGGCUGCUGCUGAGCCGCGGGCAGAAGUGGGCUCGGCACCGGCGCCUACUGACACCCGCCUUCCACUGGGACAUCCUCAAGUCCUACGUGGGCGUCUUCAACCAGAGCACCCACAUCAUGCAUGGGCGCCGCUUCGCCCAAGCCUGCGCCACCGUGCACAGCUUCACCGCCGCCGUGGUGCAACGCCGGCGCCAGGCCCUCGACCGCCUCGGCCGCCAGGCCUGGCUGGAGAGCCACCAGGGACGGAGCAUGGACUUCAUUGACCUUCUCCUGCUCACUAAGGACAAGGACGGCAACACCCUGUCGGACGAAGACAUCUCGGCCGAGGCUGACACCUUCAUGUUCGAGGGCCACGACACGACGGCCAGCGGUUUGGCGUGGCUGCUCUACAACCUGGCCCGCCACCCCCAGUACCAGGAGCGGUGCCGCCAGGAGGUCCGCGAGCUCCUCAAGGGCAGGGACGUGGAGGAGAUCGAAUGGGAGGACCUGUCCCGCCUGCCCUUCACCACCAUGUGCAUCAAGGAGAGCCUCCGCCUGCAUCCCCCUGUCACCGCCGUGUCCCGGUGCUGCACCGAGGACAUCGCCCUGCGUGACGGACGAGUCAUCCCCAAGGGGAUCAUCUGCCUGAUGAGCAUCUACGGGACCCACCACAACCCAGAUGUCUGGCCCGAGCCCCAGGUCUACAACCCGCUGAGGUUCAGCCUGGAGAACAGCCAGGGACGGUCCCCGUUGGCCUUCAUCCCCUUCUCCGCCGGUCCCAGGAACUGCAUCGGGCAGAACUUCGCCAUGGCUGAGCUGAAGGUGGUGGCGGCGUUGACGGUGGCACGCUUCACCAUCCGGCUGGACGCGGGGCGGCCACCGCGCCGCAAGCCCGAGCUCAUCCUCCGCACCGAGGACGGGCUCUGGCUGCUGCUGGAGCCGCUGCCGGAGGUGGCCUGA
Molecule: messenger RNA, 1236 nt
Organism: Aptenodytes forsteri (emperor penguin)
Lineage: Eukaryota; Metazoa; Chordata; Aves; Sphenisciformes; Spheniscidae
Product: leukotriene-B(4) omega-hydroxylase 2
Exons: 11
Coding region: 1-1236 (411 amino acids)
Molecular function (GO): oxidoreductase activity, acting on paired donors, with incorporation or reduction of molecular oxygen; iron ion binding; heme binding
Source: RefSeq, a predicted model, not a curated record